Spinacia oleracea (spinach) is the source of this 574-nucleotide messenger RNA. RefSeq names its product gibberellin-regulated protein 6-like. The transcript is spliced from 2 exons. The record is from RefSeq and is a predicted model, not a curated record. NCBI's taxonomy places the organism in Eukaryota, Viridiplantae, Streptophyta, Magnoliopsida, Caryophyllales, Amaranthaceae. Bases 78 to 374 code for a protein of 98 amino acids.
CAUAAGCAUCUCACAAUUAACCAAGAAUUCUCUUUCUAUUCAUUCUAAGCACCCACAACUUAUUCUUUGAAACUAAAAUGGCCAAUAUUAAGGCUAUCUCUUUGCUUUUGGCUUUCCUGGUCGUUUCCAUGCUUGCCGCUGAGGUUUUUGCUGGAGUCAACUAUUACGGAAAUAACAGUUUGAAACCUUAUCAAUGCCAAGGACGUUGUACGCAAAGGUGUUCAAAGGCUAGAAAAACCCAUGAAUGUAUGUUCUUUUGUUUGAAGUGUUGCCGAACAUGCCUUUGCGUUCCACCAGGUACCUAUGGACACAAAGAACUCUGCCCUUGCUACAACAACUGGAAGACCAAGAGAGGAACUUCCAAGUGCCCUUAAUUGCAUUUAGAGACGGAAUAAAACUCUAACAUUAUGUGUUACACUGUACUUAUCUAUUUUCUAUAUUAUGCUUACAAUUAUGAAAUAGUACUAAGUUUUUUAAUUGUGAUUUUAAAUUGUACUUUAAAUUGUUGUUACUUAAUUGGCUAAUCAUCUUGCCGCUUCACUGAGGGGUUUAAACACUUGUGGUAAACCCCAUA